Molecule: messenger RNA, 1170 nt
Organism: Aureobasidium namibiae CBS 147.97
Lineage: Eukaryota; Fungi; Ascomycota; Dothideomycetes; Dothideales; Saccotheciaceae
Exons: 1
Coding region: 1-1170 (389 amino acids)
Biological process (GO): positive regulation of transcription from RNA polymerase II promoter by glucose
Cellular component (GO): nucleus
Molecular function (GO): sequence-specific DNA binding
Source: RefSeq, a predicted model, not a curated record
AUGGCUCACCCAGCAACUUCUGCCAUCACCAUGGCUUUUGCUUCUCCAUCCUACUCCGGCGGCAUGGCCAAACACUCGACUGUCAGCGCUCUCUCCGCCGCUGUUGCCAAACACGGUAUCGGAAUGCCACUCACACCCCCUAACUCCGUAUCUCCGGGCUUGCCUGCCCAUGCAGCCACUGGUCUGCGUUCGCCGCCUCCGAUCCAUAUCGAUGGCGAGAGUGACUCUCGUCAGCCUCUUCCUCUUAGCAAGGGUGCCCUUUCGGGACUGGACGCCUCGCAGUCCAUCACCGCGUCCAUGCUCGCAAAGCAUCACCUGCCAGGCAUCAUGCUUGGACACGGUCCUAUUGCAAUCAGACACGUCAUGGCUUGCUUGACACAGUCCGUUCCUGGUUUCUCGCGUAUUCCACCAGCCAAAGCUCGCAGGUUGGUCGUCGCAGCCUUGGAGAACCGAGCAGGCGGUGGUGCCGAUGGCAGUGUUGUAUUUGAAAAGGUGGGAUGGGGAAGAUGGGAUGCACACACCAAGGGUCAACGCCCCGACCUGAGUUCAAGUUAUCGGGACGGAAAGUUGUCUCCACCACCCAGCGAGCCUGAGAGUUGUGCUGCCUCGUACACCGAAUCCGGCUUCCCCAGCUCGUACAAGCCCCACGCCAGCCAGCAGCUCAACAGCUGGGCAGAGUCUUCGAUGGCAUCCCACUAUGAUGACCAUUUGGACAACAUGAGCAUGGAAGAGAAUGAGGCUGACAAGAUGUCGCUUGACGGCUCCUCUUCCGCCAUGUCGGAGGACGACUCCGGAAUGUCGGACAGUGAAGGUGACGAAACCGAGGAGGAGGAUUGGGCUGCCAUGGGAGCAGAUGCUUUGCGCAAGGCUUCUAUGUCGACAACAGCCUCUCCAGGAGCCAGAAGAAACUACAACCUCAUCAGCAUUCCUGGCUCCCUGCACGAGGCACGCACGCCAUCUGUGUACGGAAGCGUUGGCGGUGCUAGGUCGUCCUUCGUCGCAAAGUCGACACCCCAGUUUGUCAGAAGGCCAUCGGCGAUGAGCUACACCCAGCAUAGAAGCAGCUUCAGCCAGAGACCACCUGGCCAGGGCACUACACCAAUGGAAAUCGACCAGACCAUCCAGGAAAGAGAGGCAAUCGAAGCUCUCUUGCGUAUGGGCUCGGCAUAG